Messenger RNA from Ogataea angusta, 624 nucleotides. RefSeq lists its product as uncharacterized. Gene Ontology annotation, biological process: N-acetylglucosamine metabolic process. The coding region runs from base 1 to 624 and encodes 207 amino acids. The transcript has a single exon. Lineage: Eukaryota; Fungi; Ascomycota; Pichiomycetes; Pichiales; Pichiaceae. The record is from RefSeq and is a predicted model, not a curated record. Gene Ontology annotation, cellular component: cytoplasm.
AUGUCUGUCUCAGAUGAGCCAAUGUCAUUUGAGCUCGUCAACAAGCUUGUCAACAAUGGCGAGCUGGAUAAACUAACUAGAUCGCCAGAGGUUAUGGAAAAGUACAAUGCCCAUAAACAAUACUUCAGAGAUAAGGGAAUAGAUAUGGUGACAUAUAUUCUUUCGCACGAAUUGCAUUGGGUCCCAGAAGAUACGCCUCUAGACACACCUUCGCACGAGCUACUGGGGACUGUUGUGAAGCCGGUGGAUAAACGCCCAUUUGCCAAUGCGCAGGACAUGACUAUAAUCCAGAAUUCGUAUCCUUAUCAUUUAGAGCCUGGCAUCGAACACCUUUGUGUAUGGGUCAAAUUUCCCUUGCCCCCAGAUCCGAACUCUGCAAAGGGUGAUAUAUCAAAAGGGGACAGAAUCCUGAUAGAGGAGUACAUCAGGGAGACAUUUUGCAACUGGCUCAACAUACCUAGAGAUCAUAUUGCAUGGUUCAAAAAUUGGGCAAAAUUACAAAGCGUGAAGUCUGUUCCUCAUAUUCACGUUAUUAUAAAGGACAUGGAUCAACAAGCACUGGAUAGAGUAUUGCACACGGGUGGGAAGGCUAUAAACUACAAAAGCGAUGAUAGUAAAUUAUAG